Pelobates cultripes (western spadefoot toad) is the source of this 11053-nucleotide messenger RNA. NCBI's taxonomy places the organism in Eukaryota, Metazoa, Chordata, Amphibia, Anura, Pelobatidae. The record is from the annotation of a GenBank genome assembly.
GGCUUCUCACCUGCCGCGACGUCAGCACGUUAGAAACGCGAUCGCUGAUUGAACGAGAAGCGGCCCGUGUUCCCGUCGUCCUUUGCGCCUCGCCGAGAUCUGGGCCGCUCUCGCGGGAUCUCGCCCUCUUCCUAGGCCGUCACUGAGAGAGGACGGUGAGUAGACCUGAUCCUCCGGUUGUUUUCUGUUUGACUUGUUUAACGAUUCCUCCGGUCAAUCCGUGAAAUGGCACAAGGGAUCGGUAGCACAAAGCCUCCCCUUGCCGAGGGAACCCACAUCUCGGUAUAGGGGGCUCCCUGUGCGGAGGAUGGAGGCAGAUUGUGUGUAGCGGCCGGCGAGUGAUGGAGGCUGUAGGGGGGAAAUUCUCAGUUCUGGGAGAUUGAGGCCUGGGCUAAACACGUGUGAUUGACUUUCUGGCUCCGUGUGUUUAGAACUCCACAUAUAAUGGCUUUAUUAUACUUUAUAGACCAGCAUGUAGUUCUUAUGGUGAGUGAGUUUAUUUUUUUUAUGUAGGCCUAUGUCCUAUCUAAUGUGUUUAAUGCAUGUUCAUAUAACCCUAUUGAUCCAUACUGUGUGCAUGUAUGUUCAACAAUGUAAUUUAUUUACUUGCUAUAGGAAUAAAACUGACAAAGCAAAUUUGAGAAUGAUACUAAGUUUUGAAUUACUUGAUCAAUGGAAUAUUAUUUAAAUAUUGCACUGUUAAGGCAGUUUUUUAAUUUAUUGGUUUUACUAUCAUAUCUUGCAGAUCCAACUAAACCUAUUUCGUACCCCUACUUGUACCCUUUGUGUCACUAUACCCCACUCCCACUAGCAUGUAAGCUCAUUGAGCAGGGCCCUCCACCUCUCUGUUCCUGUACAUCCAAUUGUCUGGUUAAAAUGACGUGUCUGUUAGUCCACCCAAUGUACAGCGCUAUGGAAUGUGAUUGCGCUAUAUAAAUAAUAAAAUAAUAACUAAACCCACAUAGACCCCUCCCACCCCCCAAAAUUGUGUAGAACUGGAAACAAACCAACGUGGGUAUCCUGUGAGGUUGCUCUCAUGGGCUCUGCCCAGGUGGCGUAUGGGAGCGUAGUGUCUUCGGGCGCUGUGACGUAUAUUCCCCUUCCACAACGUUGGAGAGCAAUGCGUGUCCCCGGGCCCUAUGGUCUGGUGUGGACAGCGUCCUGUAUAUUCCUACAACUUUCCAGUGCCUUUGGGUAGUGACUGGGGAGUAAAACCAUGCAGGAUACAGAAAAUUAAAAUACACAUAGCCCCAAUAUUUAAUGGUUUCAGUGUAUAUACAGUAGUCCUUUAACAAUUCAGCAUAGUCUACCUCUGAUCUUUUGAGUGGAGUUUUAUUCCUUGCAGCUUUUUGUAGUUAAGUUGUUGCAUAGGAUGCACCUACAUUUGUUUAUAAUGCUGUAUUGCUUAUCUCUUCUGUUUUCAGAAAGGCCAUGUUCAGUACAAGCGCCAAAAUCGUGAAGCCUAAUGGCGAAAAGCCUGACGAGUUUGAGUCGGGCAUCUCCCAGGUGAGUAAAAAAGCUUAAUGUGGUUUUAAAGAUACAUUAGAGUUCUGAUUACAAAAUACCACUUCAUAGCCUGUUCAUGGUGCAUUCAGUUGCCAUUUUGAUUAUAUUUGCAAUAAUGGCAAAAGCUUGAAAAUUUAAUUUGUCACCUUUGAAAGAUGAGCCUGUCACCAACCAAAACUGUGACAGGCCAGAUUCAAGCUGGUAUUAAAUGUGCUAUUCUUCCAAGUUAUUUGUGGAAGUGGAUGUAUGCAUGUCCAUCGACUGCCAAUUACAGUAAUUACAUUGGUUAUACUCUUGGGCCUGGGCAUAGUGGGAUGGCACACUUAGGAUUGUGGAUGUAAACCUAUAUUUCAGCAUGGAUAAGUUAAAAGCUGAAUCUGGCAAUGCAUUUUUUUCUGGACAUUUUCCCAGCACUAUUUAAGUAUAUUAAUCACUAUAUAUCCUUUAUUUCAAUGUAUUAUCACGGUCAGGUUUGCAUUCAAGAUAUGUCUACCUUAUCUAUAAACUGUCAUGGAGAUGUAGUGUAAUUAUUCAAACUACUCCUUUCAACGCAUUUGUAGAUACAUUUCUUGAAAACAUUUUAUGUCGUUAGAAAAAGAAUGCAAGCAUUGCAUAAUCUUUUCUUCUUUCCCUUAACGUCCUGUGCAAUGUAUUUAAAUCUCUGCAUCUUAUCUAACCUUAAAGUAAAUCUAGAAAAUGUAUACUACUGAAAGAGCAUUUGAUCUUCCAAUCCCACUUCUUUAACUUGGAACUAUAAACAAAAACCAACAUGGACAUCCCGUGAGGUUGCUCUCAUGGGCUCUGUCCAGGUGGCGUAUGGGAGCGUAGUGUCUUCGGGCGCUGUGACGUACAUUCCCCUUCCACAAUGUUGGAGAGCAUGCAUGUCCCCGGUCUCUUUGGUCUGGUGUGGACAGCGUCCUGUAUAUUCCUACAACUUCCUAGAGCCCUCGGGCAGUGACUGGGGAGACAAACCAUGCAGGAUACAUCAUAUUCUAAGUGCUAUUUUGUCAGUCUAGGUUAUAUAAUUUAUUUUCUUUGUAGUGCUUUUCAUGCCUGCACAACUUACAUAUUUUAUUUUCUUAUUCCUAAAUUUUACAUUUUAUUGUAGGCUCUCUUGGAGUUGGAGAUGAACUCUGACCUUAAAGCUCAAUUAAGGGAACUAAACAUUACAGCAGCAAAGGUAAGCUGUAAAAGAGUACAUGACUACAUAUGAUUAUGUACACAAAUCUGUACUUUGUGGAAUCACUUAAGAUGUGUAAUACAAGCACUGCAUGCAAAGUCACCCUGCUUAAAUACUUGCAGUAGUGGGUACAUGCUAGCAGUUGUGUGAAGUGUUUGAUGCUGUCAAGGCAGCCUCUUUGGAUGUUACGUACGUUUUAACUGCUGGCAAAGGAGAGGUAGGAAGUAGAGGAACUUCUCAACUAUGCAUUUGCUUUCCCACUGGACAGAAUGCAAUUUUCUAUGUGUCGCUUAAACUGUUGAAAUUGUAACGUUGUUCUGUAAGCUUCCUGAUAUUUAACAUUGUAGGAGGACUCAUAAGGACAAGAUGUUUAAAACUUAAGUACCUGUAUUCUUGAACAACGUGGGUAUCUCAUGAGGUUGCUCUCAUGAGCUCUAUCCUGGUGGCGUAUGGGAGCGUAGCAUCUUAGGGUGCAGUAACGUAUAUUCCCCUUCCACAACGUUGGAGAACAUGCAUGUCCCCGGGCCCUAUGGACUGGUGCGGACAGCGUCCUGUAUAUUCCUACAACUUCCUAGAGCCUUCGGGCAGUGACUGGGGAGACAAACCAUGCAGGAUACAUCUCAUUGUUGCUAUGAUUUUACAGGAGUAAAUGGUAAGCUUUAGUGUUCUUGCAUUGGACAGUAAUAUUUAUCAUGUUACACCGAGGGGAGUGACUGCAAAAAAUAGUUUGGCCCCUAUCCGUUCCAUUUAUAUUUUGUGGUUCCACUUUUUUUAUUUGUCUUGAGAAAGCUGUUAUUUUUCCAAACAGGAAAUUGAAGUUGGUGGUGGAAGAAAAGCCAUUAUCAUCUUUGUUCCAGUGCCUCAGCUGAAAUCUUUUCAGAAGAUUCAAGUGAGGCUGGUGCGUGAGCUGGAAAAGAAGUUCAGUGGCAAACACGUGGUCUUCAUUGCUCAGGUUGGUUGAACAAAGUGUUUGCAACAAACUGCUCUUGUCAAGUAACGGUGUCGUAAGCAAAAAAUAAAAAUGAGGUUAAAGUUAUUUUUUAUUUGAUCAAUGGGGCAUUCCACUGAUUGGAGGUCUCUGGCAACUGUUUAUUGCCUAUUUAAACAAGGCAUUCUUAUCCAUUCUUUCUGAUUUACAUACAAUCACUAGGAAAACAGUCCUGUUAUCUAGAUAAGUUUGUCGUUUUAGAAUGGCAUUGCAGGUUUAAUGAAUACACUCCCAUCCAAUAACCUUUCAUUUAGUGAAUCGGUGCCACAGCUGACACUCUUAGCCUAUUAGUUUCCAUCCUUUGCAAGUAGUGGUACAGAGACAGAAGGCACAGUUGUUGGGCGCUCAGACAAAUGGUGUUGCCUUUGAAGAGACUCUGUAGGCACCCAGACAUCUUCCAUCUCAAUAUAGUAUUCAGAACACUAUGGUGUUUUUAAACAUUUUUACACCUGAAAGUAAGAUGGCUCACCGCUACUCCAUCCCCAAUAUCCGAUUGAGACUUUAAGCAAUGAUUAAUUUAGUCGCCUGGAGUGUCCCUUUAAUUGUGCAGGGGUAAUGGCCCGGAGGCUGGUUGGAUUUGUUCUGUUUAUGAACUGCAGCAUCAGUCCUAUUUAAGUGUGCAUUCUGUGAACUACUUGACAUCUGCCAGACCAGGUUAUCCACUAAACUAAGAAUUGUUGGAAUUUCAAAUGUAAGGCCAACAUAGUAAAACUGGAAAUGUUAAUUUUGUCUUAAAUGUAAAACUCGGUUUGAAUUCCAGGAAGUUCACUUUAGUGAAUAACCCUAUACAUAUUUAGGAAUUUUGUUGGCUUAUGCACUAAAUGGUGAAUUGAACAAUUCAUGGUAAAAUCGCUAGCCUGUGAAAAACACGUAAAAACAGUUGCAAAAUUAUGGAAAAGUUAUUUAACUUGUUCUUUAGUGAAUACAUUGUAUUUAGUUCUAGGCAACUUUUUUAUGUGCAUUUUAAUUUCAGAUAACUAUUUUAUGCAAAUCCAAUUAUAAUUGUAUUAACCCAACGUGGGCAUCCCGUGAGGUUGCUCUCAUGGGCCCUGCCCUGGUGGCGUAUGGGAGCAUAGCAUUUUACCGUGCAAUAAUGUAUAUUCCCCUUCCACAACGUUGGAGAGCAAUGCGUGUCCCCGGGCCCUAUGGUCUGGUGUAGACAGCGUCCUGUAUAUUCCUACAACUUCCUAGAGCCUUCGGGCAGUGACUGGGGAGACAAACCAUGCAGGAUACAUUAUGCAUACUGACUAAAUCUUAAACAUUAAAGGCUACCAUUGACAGUCCAGUCUGCCACCUAUUGGCUUUCUUUAGUGCUUACAUGGAUCAUUAACCUGGAAGUCUCUUUGCUAGUUACAAAUGCUGGUCUGUUAAAAUACAUGUUACAGAAACUGUUGUAAAAUAAAAGAUAUAAGGCCCUAUGGCAUUCCAUGUUUAUCUUUGCAACUUUUGUACUCUUCAUUGUUUAACAUCUAUUUCAUCAAACACCGUAGCUACUAAAUCUUGUUGUAGUGUUUAUAGUACAGGUAGGAUAUAGGUACAGUAUCAUUUCUCAUCCCCCUUGAGAUAAUGUAUUGCAGAAUUGUCACAUUCCUGUUUAUACACCAUAAAUAUUGGUACUGAAAAGCAAAUUUAGGCUUCACUGAAUCCUCUUACUGCACCUUGAAACUCCAGCCACCAAUAUAACAAAUACAUUUGAGGUUUUUGUUUCAUUAAUAUGCUGUAUUGCACUAAUAUGCUGUUUUAGCAUAAAAUGGAAAAUAAUGCAGCACCAUAAGCAUGUCUCUUUGCAAUGCUUGCAGCUCAGCCACUAAAACUAUUGCAUGACGUGAACUACAAAGCAACCUACGUUAGAGGACACCAAGGGAGACAUGGUAAGCAUACCACUAGUUUCUCUGAGUGUUUGCAGACCGGUUGUGAAUUAAAAACAAAACGCUCACUAAGUUGGUGUUGGUGCUGAGACAGUGUGCGUACAUUUGAUAAGAAAGUGUUUUUUUGACAUGAGGUGGCAAGGCAAAGGAGGCAGGCUUAUUGUGCAGCUUUUAAAAAAUAUAUAUAUAUAUAUAUAUAUAUAUAUAUAUAUAUAUAUAUAUAUAUAUAUAUAUAUAUAUAUAUACACACACACAUUAUACACACACUCUCUCUUGCUCUCUCCUUUCCCCUCCCGCCCUGGGCGUCACCAAUGACUACAGUACACAUCAGCUAAUACAUAUAGUAAAAACCAAAGGCUAAAAGUUACCUGCGCGUGUGUAUAUAUUUAUAUUUUAAUCUUUUUAUUGUGUGCAAAAAUUAUAAUUUUAGGCAUGCUCAAAAUAUAGCAUAUUAAUGAAGCCAAAAUCUAUCAAAUGCAUUAAAGUUGUACUAGUGCCUGGAGUGUCCCUUUAAACUACAGUAUAUAGGGAGCCAGAGCUGUUGAAUUCAUUCAUUCUUGGAGUUUCAUUCUAAUGUAUUUGUAGUACAAAUGAUAGAAAGAAGACCUCACCAUCACUUCAAAUUGGAUAUUUAAAUCCCAUUACUGCUUCAAAAGAAACAAGCUCCCCUCCCCCAGUAAAAAAAUAUUCAGGUGUGAAAUAUUCUCAUUUUUCUGACAGAGAAGGAUUCUGCCCAAGCCAACCAGAAAAAGCCGCACGAAAAACAAGCAGAAGCGCCCCAGAAGGUGAGGAAAUCUCUUUACCCAUCUGCAAAUCAAACUGGAUAAUGGCUUGUUGGGAUGUGUGGACAUUUGCGUUUUUUUUUUUUUUAAAGGAUGUUAAAUUGUGCAUGCAUUGCUGCCCUCGACGUUUAUCCUCAUCCCAUUCUUCAAACCACUCUAGCAGUUGUUUUUAAAAUAUAGUGAUCCAGCAAAUAUGGCAUGGAGAUACCUGUCAGUUAAAGUAUUCAUCUGUACAUUUAUGCAAGCGUUAGUGGACAUAUGGCAGUUGUCAUGGUUAUGUACUAUCAAACCAUUCUCGUGCAGCAUUAGGCUUUGUGAAAUACCACACUAAAUAUUUGGGAGUUUAUGGAUGCUGGAUACACAAAGUACAGCCUUAGAUGGCCCCUUCAAGUACACAUGUAUAAUCUGGAAAUUCUGGAGUGGUUUGAUACAAGCUGAGCGUCCUACUGAUGGUUAGCAUGCUAGUUUCUGUAGACACACAUUAUUUGUAAUUGUGACUGUUUCUUAACCAAUGUGGGUAUCCCAUGAGGUUGCUCUCAUGGGCUCUGCCCAGGUGGCGUAUGGGAGCGUAGUGUCUUCGGGCGCUGUGACGUAUAUUCCCCUUCCACAACGUUGGAGAGCAUGCAUGUCCCCGGGCCCUUGGUCUGGUGUGGACAGCGUCCUGUAUAUUCCUACAACUUUCCAGUGCCUUUGGGCAGUGACUGGGGAGACAAACCAUGCAGGAUACAUUAUGCGUACUAACUAAAUCUUAAACAUUUAAAGACUACCAUUGACAUUCCAAGCUGCCACCUAUUGGCUUUCUUAGUGUUCAUAUGCAUCAUUAACCUGUACUUAUCUUUGCUAGGUAAAGAAUACAGGUCUGUUAAAAUACAUGUUAGUGAUUAUUGUUCUAAAAUUAUGGACACGGGGUAGGGGGAGUGGAAAAACGACACAAGGAAAUAUAUAAUUCACAAAAAUCUAAAGAAAUCAUGUCAGCAGUCUCCAAAAUCAUGGUCUAAAAGAACAAACAAUACAAGCUUAGCUACUAGAGACUCUAAACUCUAAAAGGAGAAAGGAAACUAAAGCAGUUAGACGAGCCUCUAAACCAGGCGAAACGCGCGUCGGGUUGUGAUAUUGUUCCGACCUUUCUCCCUGGCACUUCAUGUGUGCAUCCCCCCGCACAAGACCUGUGGAAAGUAGUUUUCCCUUGAUGAUAUUCGCUCUGAGGUUUGGACGAUAGACCUUUUAAUAACCUAGUGAUCAUUUGGGGGACUCCUUGAGAGCUGGCUGACUAUGAGCCUAUCUUGAGUGCAUGAGAAGUAAAAUACCGAUCAGGGUAAUUCACAUAGCUUAGCGAUCGGUUGCUACAUCUUAUAUUUUGUAGCAAUUCUAGAGCCUCUCACUUUCUCUAUAUUGACUCUCUUUGAACUUUACUAUUAUUAGUGUCCACGAAGACACUAUUCUCAUUCCCUCUAUCCUAUCUGCUUCUAUUAGGCGCUCUCUUUAUAUACGGCUCAAUCUCUGUUUAGCAGUACGAUUUAGCCAGACUCUGUCUACAUCGGACCGGUUUUCCAGGUCUGCUGUUUUCAGUGUGUACUGAUUUAACACUGUCUUCCGUUAAGACUUUUAUUUGAAACGACGUGUCACAAUUUGUUACUAUAUGCAUUGGUUCUAUCACUGACUAAUUUGUGAUAUACAUCUAACAGGCAGACUCAGCUUUCUUACUUAGUAGUACAAUUUCACUAGACUCUGUCUGCAUCGGACUAGUUUCUAGGUCCUUUGCUCCUAGUGUAUAUUGUUCUAAUACCGCCAUCCGGUAAGAUUCUCAUUCGAAAUGAUGUGCUACUAUCUUUCACUGUAUACAUUGUUUCGAUCAAUGACAAACUUGUGAAACAUAUCUAACAGGUUCAUUCAGCUAUUCUUUUUGCACAUCAGAGCCAGUUUGGCUUACACUUGAUUAUAUUUUAGAUUGUUUUGACCUCAACGGACAUUUACACCGUACCCUAUAUUUACCUAGUCGGUGAUCUUUUCUGCUUUAGUUUCCUUUCUCCCUUUAGAGUUUAGAGUCUCUAGUAGCUAAGCUUGUAUGUUUGUUCUUUUAUACCAUGAUUUUGGAGACUGCUGACAUGAGCUUUACUCCAAAUCAUUUCUUUAUAUUUUUGUGAAAUAUAUAUAUUUCCUUGUGUCGUAUUUCCACUCCCCAUACCCCGUGUCCAUAUGUUCCUGCACAUAUAUUUCUGUCUGAGUUAGACAGUUACACUUAAUCUAUUCAUUGUGUCUUUCCUUUUUGAAAUAAAGUAUCCUCGUGAUUUUUAUCAAAUUAAUAGUAUAGGGACAGAUUCCUUUCUCUCCUCCUUUUUUUUUUUUUUUUUUGUAUCUUAUUACCUUAGGGUUACCCCCUUAUCUGCUCCCUGGAUUUUUGUAUAAUCUCUCAGGCCAUCCCCUCUUUUGUUCUAAAAUUAAAGACAUAAGGCCAUAUGACAUUCCAUGUUUUUUACAUCUUUUGCAAAAGCCAAACCAGAAACUGCACUCUAACAUAAACACAGACCAGGGGCCAGUGCUGAGCCCCUAAAUAUAGUUUGUGGAAAGAACUGUCCAGGCACUCAAAGGUUAUGAAUAGGCAAAGUUAUUGAACCCAAAUGUCCAGCAACGUUUCGACCUAAAGUCUUUUUCGAGCUAGGAAAAGCUUGAAAAAUACGUUCUUGGGGCCUGCUGCAAGAGGGAAUUAUUGAAAAAAAGUAUAGUAGUGAGUAAGCACCUGUAAAACAGUGUGUGUGUAUAUAUGUGUGUAUAUAUGUGUGUGUGUGUGUGUGUGUAUAUAUAUAUAUAUAUAUAUAUAUAUAUAUAUAUAUAUAUAUAUAUAUAUAUAUAUAUAUAUAUAUAUAUAUAUAUAUAUAUAUAUAUAUUCACAAUAUCUGUCAGUGUGUCUCUGUAGGAGAUGUAAUCCAUGCACUAGUAUUAGAUUUUUUCAUUUUAAUCUUAAUGACUGGCCCAUACAGCAUCUCAUCACAUAUAAAUUGCACUGCCUCUUGUCUGUUUUGUCUAUAUGGUGAAAUGCCAUGUUGCUAGGCUUGCUUGAAGAAAACACUAGUUUACAUUCUGAUAGGAAAGGAAAACCUUAAUGGAACAUGCCAAGUACUAUAACCACUACAGCCCAUUGUCAUGAUGGAUAUGGCUGCAUACCUUAGCUUGUGGUUUGGAGUCAGGUAGCAGGCUGGGAAUAUUGGUGGCUGUGCACUUAUUAGAGCGCAUGCCAGACUGCAAGGGAAUUCUGUGGCAGGGAUCAAAUUCACAAAGAAAUCUGCCUCUGGUGUCAGGCGAUUAGAAAAUUCACACCUUUUGAGGUCAUGAAGCAUUUAUAAUUCAGGUGUUCAGUUGUGUAUUCUCAUCUGCCAACACAUAUGCAUGAUGUUGGAUUGCAGUACAAAUACACCCUCCAACUUGAACAUCCUUUCCUGUGCCCUUUUUUCCACUCUCAGGAAAAGGUAAAUUCUUUGCUGCAGUUCUAGUCAAUGAAUAUACUUACCAGAGGGCUAAAAGUCCUAAAUUCUGCCUUUCUUCCUGUGUAGAAAAAAAUCCAGUAGUUCUUCUCUGCCAUUAAUUAGUUCCCUUGAUAUCUAAAUGCCAUUGCUUUUGUUUACAAUUAAAAUGUGCUUAUUGUAUGUUUUCAGAUCAAACUUUCAAAGUGUUAAAAGUGCAGCAGUCAGCUGUAAAUUAGAUUGGUUCCAUAUUUCUUACCCUAUUCAUUUUGUGGGUUUAUUUAAUAAAUGUCUCCUGUCUCAUGUCUAGUGCUUAUUUACAAAAAAGACGAAUAUCACCCUUUCUUACUUUAGUCGCACCUUGACUGCUGUACAUGAUGCCAUCUUAGAAGAUCUGGUGUUCCCAAGUGAAAUUGUGGGCAAGAGAAUCCGUGUAAAAUUGGACGGCAGCCGGCUUAUCAAGGUCCAUUUGGACAAAGCACAACAGAAUAAUGUUGAACACAAGGUAGUAGUUUAAAUUCAUUGUUUCUACUUGAGAAUUCUACAAAUUGGUAAUGUUCUGAAACCAUGAAUAGUUUUAUAGUAAGACCAUGCUUCUCUUGCAUACCAGUUAACGUUUUGAAUUCCGUUGAGUGAUUUGUCUUGUGAUUAACCAACGUGGGCAUCCCGUGAGGUUGCUCUCAUGGGCUCUGUCCAGGUGGCGUAUGGGAGUGUAGUACCUUUGCGUGCUGUGACAUAUAUUCCCCUUCCACAACGUUGGAGAGUAUGUGUGUCCCCGGUCCUUUGGUCUGGUGUGGACAGCUUCCUGUAUAUUCCUACAACUUCCUAGAGCCCUCGGGCAGUGACUGGGGAGACAAACCAUGCAGGAUACAAUACUAUGUUGUUUCAUAUAAUUCAAUGUAUUCUCUAAACCCUAAAAAGUUAUCAUAGUUUCUAUAAAUAUUUCUCUUAAAUAAGAGGUGCGUUUUAAAACAUUGACAAAUGUGUCAUAUUUUUAUUUUUUUAUGAAGACUUAUACUAGCUUGAAAAAUAAGGUUUAUCGCUCAUUUUCCUUCAGUUUUACAAGAUUGAGGCCUCCAAAUUAAUCUGUGGGUUCUGAUUUUCCUCCUUCAGGUUGAAACAUUUUCUGGUGUCUACAAGAAACUCACAGGCAAAGAUGUGGUUUUUGAAUUCCCAGAGUUCCAGCUGUAAAGUGCGAAAUGAUAUAAUAAAAAAUAUUCCUUGUUACAUUUGUGUGGUUUGUUUAAUUUUUUUUGUUCUAAUCCUCAUGG